This is a messenger RNA of Conger conger (European conger), 4407 nucleotides long. It is a transcript of the gene prkg2, whose product is annotated as protein kinase cGMP-dependent 2. Gene Ontology annotation, biological process: protein phosphorylation. Lineage: Eukaryota; Metazoa; Chordata; Actinopteri; Anguilliformes; Congridae. The transcript is spliced from 18 exons. The coding region runs from base 264 to 2645 and encodes 793 amino acids. Gene Ontology annotation, molecular function: ATP binding; cGMP-dependent protein kinase activity. The record is from RefSeq and is a predicted model, not a curated record.
UUAGCGGAGUUACUGUUGGGCUUAAUGGAGCAUUAGCAUGUUAGCAGAUUUAGGUAAUGUUAGCGGAGUCUCUCUGUGGAGUGUAAUACAGCAUUAGCAUGUUAGUGGAGUUGGCUAAUGCUAGCAGAGUUUCUCUCGAUGGAGCGCAAUGGAUUAUUAGCAUGUUCGUGGAGUUGCUGUCUGUGGAGUGUACUGGAGCAUUAGCACAUUAGCGGAGUUGGAUAACCUUAGCAGAGUUUCUCUCUGGGGAGUGUAAUGGAGUAAUGGGACAGGGCAUGUCCUGUUUUGGGUUCCCCGCUGGUCGCAGGUCGCCGGACGGGAUGGGGAACGGCUCGGUGAAAACGAAGCAGAUGAAACAACCGGACGGGAUGACAACGAGCCUCUCCGGGGGGGGCGGAGGGGGGCGGCUGAGCGCCAAAAACGCGGCGGAGCAGCUGAGGGUGAAGGUGGCGGAGCUGGAGAAGGAGACGAGAAGGAAAGACGAGGAGCUCGGAGAGAAGGACCAGCGGAUUCGCAGCCUCCAGGAGCACCUAGCCAGGCAGACCAAGGCUGUCUCCGAGCUGACCGAGGAGCUGCGCAGCAAGGCUGCCCAGCUGGGCAAACUGCAGGACGUGGUCAGAACCCAGGGAGGGGCAGGAAUCCACCCCUCGCCCCUGAAGGCCAAGUUCAACCAGCACGUCAGCGGCCUGAUCCGGGACACCCUCAACCGCAGGAAGGGGGCCAAGGCGGGCGUGUCAGCUGAACCCACCUCCAGGACCUACGGCUCCCGCAGCCAGCCCAAGUUCUCCUUCGAGAAGGCCAGGGUCUGGAAGGACUCCAGCACAAAGAAACUCAUCAUCGACGCUCUGAACAGGAACCAGUUCCUGAAGAGGCUGGAGCCACAGCAGAUUAAGGACAUGGUGGAGUGCAUGUAUGAGAGAAGCUUCCAGAAGGGCGAUUAUGUCAUCAAGCAGGGAGAGCCUGGAAAUCACCUGUUUGUGUUGGCAGAUGGGCAGCUGGAUGUCUUUCAACAGAGCAAAUUGUUAACUACAAUAGCUGUCUGGACAGCAUUUGGUGAAUUGGCAAUACUGUACAACUGCACACGGACUGCUUCUGUAAGAGCACUCAGCCAGGUGAAGACAUGGGCUCUGGACCGAGAGGUGUUCCAGAACAUCAUGAGGGUGACCGCAGAGACCCGACACAAUCAGUACCGCAGCUUCCUCAGGAGCGUCUCAUUAUUGGCUGGACUACCAGAAGACAAACUAAAUAAGAUUGUGGACUGCUUAGAAAUGGAAUAUUACGACAAAGGCGAUUAUGUCAUCAGAGAGGGAGAGGAAGGAAGUACGUUCUACAUCAUCGCCAAAGGAAAGAUCAAGGUCACUCAGAGCACAGAAGGUCACGAGGAACCGCAGACCAUAAAGACCCUGCAGAAGGGUGACUACUUUGGGGAGAAGGCUCUCAUCAGUGAUGAUGUCCGAUCAGCCAACAUAAUCGCAGAGGAAGACGAUGUGGAGUGCCUCGUUAUUGACAGAGAGACCUUCAGUCAAACUGUUGGGACUUUCAGUGAACUUCAGAAGUACCUCCAAGGCUACGUCAAUAGUCUCGCUCGUGACGACGAGAAGAGACACGCGAAGAGGUCGACGAGUGUGCGUCUGACUCCACCCCUGUGCGUGGAGCUCAUCCAUCUGAAGGCGCGCGUCUCCUCCUUCUCCCCAAAUGCCCCCUUCGACAGCCUGGAGGUGGUGGCCACACUCGGGGUGGGAGGCUUCGGAAGGGUGGAGCUGGUGAAGGUUAAAAACGAAGAUGUGACCUUCGCCCUGAAGUGCAUCAAGAAGAAGCACAUUGUGGACACCAGACAGGAGGAGCACAUCCACUCAGAGAGGAAAAUCCUGGCAGAGGCUACCUCUCCCUUCAUCGUAAAGUUGUACCGUACCUUUAAGGACAAUAAGUAUGUGUACAUGCUGCUGGAGGCCUGCCUGGGAGGGGAGAUCUGGAGCCUGCUCCGAGACAGGGGGAGCUUCGAUGAAAACACGGCCAAGUUCUGUGUGGGCUGCGUGACGGAGGCCUUCGACUACCUGCAUCGCAACGGCGUCAUCUACAGAGACCUCAAACCGGAGAACCUAAUGCUGGACGCCGAUGGUUACAUUAAACUGGUGGACUUUGGCUUCGCCAAGAAGAUCGGGUGUGGCCAGAAAACGUGGACGUUCUGCGGGACCCCCGAAUACGUGGCCCCCGAAAUCAUUCUGAACAAAGGGCACAACUUCAGCGUGGACUUCUGGUCUCUGGGCAUCCUGGUGUUUGAGCUGCUCACGGGCAACCCCCCUUUCUCUGGGACAGACCAGAUGAUGACGUACACCUUCAUCCUGAAAGGCAUCGAGAAGAUGGAGUUCCCCAAGAAGAUCACGAGAAGGCCUGAGGACCUGAUCCGGAAGUUGUGCAGGCAAAACCCAACGGAACGCCUGGGAAACCUCAAAAAUGGAAUAACAGACCUUAAGAAGCACAGGUGGUUUAACGGUUUCAACUGGGAGGGUCUGAAAGUGCGCAAGCUGAAAUCGCCCCUGAAGAGAGAGCUGAGUGGCCCCACAGACCACAGUUACUUUGACCGCUACCCCCCUGAUGAAGACACCCCCCCAGAUGAGCUCUCUGGCUGGGAUGCCGACUUCUGAGGGACAACCCCCCCCCCCCCAAAAGCCCGAAUUCUCACCCCGUAUGGCGGCCUUACCGCCAGCUUAUCCAGCCUUCAGAACCGCCAGCCGGCCCCUCCAUGGCCAGGGAACAGUGUCUGUGCCACCCAUAGGCUGGAGAACAACAUGGCCCAAGCGCCUGCGAUGCCACCCACUGACUAUCCAUGAGCUCGUGAAAAGAGUUUUGAAACCGGAACUCAUGUUUCCCGGCGCCGCCAUGUUGUACAAUUUGGAGCCAGAGGGAAGCUGAUGCAGCUCGCCCACUGAGUGUGUGAGAGAGUGACAUCAUCUGUGCCUGAUUCCUCAAGUACUGCUGUAUUGUCGUUGUAACGCAACAAUCGGCACCUGGGGAGGCGUUGGAUGAAGAAAAAACACUGAAUGCGACUACAUUUUCUUGUGGGAAUAAGAAUAAUUUGUAGAAUACACUGGCAUAGUUUGGCCUCCGGGGGCGCUGUUGUUCCAACGUCUGGAUGAUGAAUCUCGACUGGCUCUGCUCCGUCCCAAACCCGUUGCCUUUAACUGGCCCGGCAGCUCGUAAAUUGCGACUCCGAGAGAGCCCAGCCUUCAAAAGCCAACAUUAACUCCAAAACACGUCUCCCUCCGUGUGAGUUACGAACUGUGAGUGUCACAGAGAAUUCUGUGAAACCAGAGAGGUAAUAUUUAUCUUUUGGCCCCCAGAGUACAUUUUCGCGGUCUGGGAGAAGAAGGCAGUUGCCCUGAAUGCCGGAGGUGUCGAUGAAGUAUGAGGUUUUAACACUUUUAAAUGUAUAUAAACCACCUGUAGCUGUGCAAAUGAUUCAUGAGGGCUUAGCAGUCUACCUCUAGAAAGGAGUCAAAGUGCAGUUCCUAUAUUUCACUAUGACUAUUUGAUGUAUAUAUAUUUCAUAAAUGAAAUAAUAUGUGAAAUAAGUUAGUUAAAUGAUGUACGUACUGGCUUAGAGUGGACAUUUGUGACAACAGAGGGAAUCUUUUUUUUUAAAUAUAUAAAUCCAAAGUGAAAAAUAAUUAAGCCUUUGAAGAAUUUGCUUCUUCAUUACUAAAGAUAAGAUGUCAUCCUUUGCUGUUGUGAAAUGUCAUUGCGACUGCUUCAUGCACCAUGCCAAUACUUGGUGUAUAAUACUUAAAUAUAUUAAAAAUGUAUUUUUCUGUGAUACAGUAAAAAUAUCUUCAGGUACCCAGAUAACCUGUGGAGUUCUGUGGAACAGAAGGUCUGGGGAUAUAACAUUGUGGCUGAGAGAAGUGCCAUCGUAGGGACUGUCAAUAAAACUGCUGCCUUCAGAUCGAUUGUACAAAGACAAGAAUAGGAAUGGUGGGAAAGGCCUUAACGCCCCAACGUCAUUGAUGAGUGUAAUAAAAUUACAUUUAAUGAAGGAUGAGUGUUUUAAUCAGUGCUUUUGUAAUGUGAAUUGUUAGAAAUGGAAUAAAAUGGAAGUACAAUAAAAAAAAGUUGCAAUAAAACAAAUAAAAUUGUUUUAUCAGUGUGCGAAUACAAAUACUGUGUGUGUUGAAAGACAGCAGUCAGGCAAAAAGAGCUUGAAUGUGCUGAACAAUUGGAUGAGCAUUAAAACAAAAUAGAAGGUAUAUUUUGUCAAUGUAGAAGGAAAGUGCAGUUCAAAAGCAGUUUUUCAUGUGUAAUUUGUAAAGAUUCUUGCAGAUAUCUCAUGCCUUUGAUAGUUGACCAUAAACUGUAAUAUGUUUGAGUUUUGCAGCUACAGUAUGGUAUAUAUUAAAAUAUUUUGGUCUA